Nylanderia fulva is the source of this 3920-nucleotide messenger RNA. RefSeq lists its product as uncharacterized. The record is from RefSeq and is a predicted model, not a curated record. NCBI's taxonomy places the organism in Eukaryota, Metazoa, Arthropoda, Insecta, Hymenoptera, Formicidae. Gene Ontology annotation, cellular component: nucleus. Gene Ontology annotation, biological process: regulation of gene expression; neurogenesis.
UCGAGCGGGCAAGCAGCGACGUGAGACUCUCCAUAUAUUAUCUCCCGAAAGGCGAUUGCGACAAAUAGGAAGAGGUAUAAAAAGCGAUUAUUCUCUACAAUUCAAUUUAAAAUUCUUUGCAUUCGAUCUUUGCAAUUUAGAGUGCACUGUUCGCAUCUUAUUAUUUCGUUACCUUUCGCGUCACGAGAGUGAAAAAUGCUCCAUGCGACAUAUUAUCUCCCGGGAUGCGAUCGGGACAAGUACAUGAAAGUGUGAAGCACGAUUAUUAUCUACAGUUAUUAAAAUUCGGCGCUUCAACUUUACACUUUGACGCGCAUUUUUGUUCGCGCCUUAUCGUUUUGUUGUCAUUCGCGCGACGAGACUCGGAGCGGACAGACAGAGACGUGAGACGCUCCAUGUGACCGUCGUAUUAUUGUUGAUAUAUCUCUCGGAACGCGGUCGCGACAAUAAGCACGAAAAGGUAUGAAAAACGCGGUUAUUAUCUACGAUUAUUGAAAUUUGCCGCUUACUUUUUGCAAUUCACAUUUCGUCAUUUUGUUGUCGAGUGAUUAAGCAGCGUACAUAUAUGUAUGUACAUAUCGUUCUAUACAUAGUCGCGUUACUUUUCGAAACGUGAAAUAAGAAUAAUACAUCAGUCUAAUGUUGAAUUGAUAGAAUGGAACAAAGAAUCAUACGUGCAAUAGUGAGAUUUGUUUGUAUGUACAUUUUUUGGACGGAUUCUCGAGUCUUAGAUAUUAACUCGACUCGCAUAUAAAGAUAAUUGUGUGAUAUUAAAGAUUAUUCAUAAACAUUCAUAAGCAUUUUUAACCUAUAAUUUAUUUCGUAUCUAGUCAUUUAUGUUAUUUAUAUUGAGCGAGUAAAAUUUCCCUAACUUGCGAAGACAUUUGUGAUUAGUAAUAAAGGUUAAUUUUGCUGCGACAGAUAUCGCGUGAAAUUGGUCGCACAAUCUUCGAGUCUGUCACGCGCACGCGAACGAUAGUUCACAUUCUUGUUCCGUAACGAUAUAACACACUGCGGGAGUGCCGUGCGUAAUCUGCUAAUUAUUGUGCGCGAAUAAUAGUCGUGUUUCCGUGAGUGUUAUAAAAAAGCAGCAAUGAACACGAAAAGAAAAGGAGAAGGAGAUUCGGAAAGGCGUCAGAUAUCAGCGGAAGAACUAUGGCGUAUGGGUCAAUGUGUAUUAAACCCCGCUUCUGUGCAACGUAACUGCCUCUUGUUCAAUCAACACCUAAGCAGGAUGCAGGACGCCGAGCAGCAACCACCGUUCACAAACAACGUGUCGCUAUAUCCAGAAUCGAUGACGAGAUCAGUGCAAGCAAGUUUGUCGGUGCUGAACCAGGAAUUUCUCACUACUCGAGCUCUGAUAAACGCAGGACUUCCUCCGUUGCACGUUAGCAGCUUAGCCGCGGCAUCGACGUUCUUCAAUCAGAAUCUCUUCGGCAAUCCGCGGGAUUGGCGAAGACAACAGCCCGGGUCUCCGCCGCCCUCUUCUGUUCAUUUAUCACCAGUUGUAUCGCCGGCUCUCAGCACUUCCAGCAAUUCCACGUCCCAGCGCAUCAGCAUCACCGCCGUGAACAACGACGACGACGACGAUAAUAAUCAUAAUAAUAAUAAUAAUAACAAUGUGCCGGGCAGCAAAAAGGGUGGCAGGAAGAGGAGAAAAAUAACGCCCGUUAAUCAAUCGUUGAACACCGAAUCAACCGUUGAUCAGCAAAAUACAUUGCAAGGCGUAGCCGAACUCAACAUCGAACCAUCCCCAAUUCCAACCGUCGGUUCCGAGACAGGAUCUCCGACCGUCAGUCCUGAGACAGAGAAGAAGAGCAAGAAGCAAAACUUUGUUUGCAACGUAUGCAAGAGAGGUUUUGGUUACAAGCAUGUGCUGCAGAAUCACGAGCGCACGCACACCGGCGAGAAGCCUUUCCAGUGUCCGGUUUGUCGUAAAAGAUUUACUCGGGACCACCAUCUAAAGACACACAUGCGACUUCACACGGGCGAGAAGCCUUACUGCUGCAAAUUCUGCCAGCGGCGAUUCGUUCAGGUCGCGAAUCUCCGCCGUCAUGUACGCGUACAUACGGGCGAGCGCCCGUACCUUUGCAGGCACUGCAAUAACCGUUUCAGCGACUCGAACCAGUUGAAGGCGCACAUAAUGGUACACAACGGCGAGAAGCCGUACGAAUGCGACACUUGUCACGGACGAUUCCGAAGACGACACCAUUUGCAUCAGCAUCGAUGCAACGGCGAAAAUAACGGCGACGAAGCACAGGAGUUCGAAAACGAGCCGGACGAAAACGACGAUAUCGACAUCGACGGCGAGGAGCAGGAGGAAGCGGAGAAUAUUUCGCACGCAACCCAGGAAAAUCUCAGGAGGCCAACUCGUCGCCCGUUACCCAGCCCGAUAGUCGACAUCGCCGCGCAGAUGCUGAAUCUACCCGGGCCCUCGAACGCUCAACCUGGACCGUCGAUCGUUCUACCCGAGCAAACUGAACCCGAGGAUCUAUCCAUGUCCAGGUCACGUAGACACUACUUCAGCAACAGUAGCAACGACUCGUCGCUGAGCCAUAGCCUCAGCAAAGACAGCAGUCCCGAACAAGAGGACGAGAAGUAUCAAGCCAGCCUGUUCCUGAGACACACUCGCGCCGCGUCAAGACUGUCCUCGCGGCAACCAAGAAGCAACCCCUAACGCAGAUCAAGUGAAGUAUCAUCCUAGUGGAGUUUCAACGCUAGAGAAAGGUAUCCCGUAAUCGCUUUCCCAUAUCUACCUCUUAUUACAUCGUUAAAUUUUGGACGAGGAUCACGAUUCUUCAAUUUGCUGAGCUAAAUAAAGUUAUUCGUAUGAUUUUCAACAUUUUUUUUUGCGACUGCCGGAUAAAUUGUAUAAAUAUAUAAAGAUGAAAACUUGUUUAAAAAUCGGCGAAAAUGCUUCGGACAAUGCAAUGAUGCGUAAUAGCGAAACUAUAUAUCUGCGCGUAUUUUUCUUUUAUUACAGAAUGGUCGGAAGAAAAAAUGAAGGUCUUAGAUUUGUCGAAGGACGAUAUUCCCCUAAGCAAAAUAAGCAAAAUAGAAAAUCUUGAUCAUGUCGUCCAGUGUCCGCGAGUCGAUUUAAAAUUCAAGCCGAUCUCCACCUCCAUUACUUCUCACAGUUUCGUCUUGAUCGCAGAGAAUGAGGUUUGCACAAUCGAGAUAUGCUUCUCCGAUUUCCGCCUGCUAUCCUUCGGACGCGAACAGCCGGUCCCGUCAACGAUCCUCUUCAAAGAGUUCUAGUUUUUUUUUUGUGCUAGUUGGCCUCCUCUCGGCUGGUACGCGUCUUUUGCGUGAACCAGUUUUUCGCGCGAUGAAAUACAUUGGCUUACGCCGAAAAACGUUGCAUCAUUUCUGACAUCUUUGGCCGCUCAAGACAUGCUAGGUUGAUUUAUGACGCGCUGGGUACGCAAAUUUGUGUUCUUGACCGCCGACUGGAGGCCAUCUAUUACUUACUGUUCAAUGUGGGUCCGUUACGCAUUUUUGAAAGAAAAAUUCCGUUUUCUGGUUUUGUUUAGUUUUCCCCAGUGCGACGAAGAAGCACGAACAUCUCGAGUUAUAAAAUAUAUAUAUUCCACACACCAUGUCUUUGCAUCUUGCUGUAUGCAACGAAAGAGAAAAGCGGAAGAAAGGAAAACAGGAGGUCUGCGUAUUAUAUAUGAAUAUUGCUCGAAAUAUCGGAUAGGCCCAAAUUGCCCUCGUUUAUCUUUUGAUUGUUUCGUUUGACCGAUUUAUAGAGAAAGAACGACAGCCGCAGGUAUUAGUGUAACUAUUGCGUCUUCUUGCAUUGUCUCGUAUUUUUGUUUUAAAAAAGUAUUUUCACUUUUAUAUAUUUAUGCAGUUUAUUUAGCAAUUUAUGUAGCAGAAAAAAUUGUUUAAAAUAGCGUGACAUAUAUAUAUAUAUA